Messenger RNA from Periconia digitata, 1170 nucleotides. The record is from the annotation of a GenBank genome assembly. Lineage: Eukaryota; Fungi; Ascomycota; Dothideomycetes; Pleosporales; Periconiaceae.
UUUCACCACUGGCAAUCCAUCACUUCGCUACAAGCUGCACAUGCUGAUUUCUCCACCACGAACGAACCAACGAACCAACCAACGAACAAACAAACAAUCAGACGGACAUUUCUCAAUCCACAACCCAUCAGAAUGACGCGUGUUCUACUUACAGGUGGCAGCGGCUUCAUUGCUGCACACACUCUCGAUGUACUUCUGAAACGGGGCCAUUCAGUAGUCACGACAGUACGAACGCAGGAGAAGGCAGACAAAAUCAAGCUGGAUCACAAAAGCGAGGUCGAGAAUGGACAGCUCGGUUUCACCAUCGUACCAGACAUUGCUCAAGAGGGCGCCUUCGACGAAGCGGUCAAAUCGGAACCGCCUUUUGAAGCUGUCUUGCACACGGCUAGUCCAUUCCACUUCAACGUCACGGAUGUGCAGAAGGAUCUGCUCGACCCCGCAGUUAUCGGCACUACGGGUAUCCUCAAAUCUAUCAAGAAGAGCGCACCUUCUGUGAAGCGCGUAGUCAUCACAUCUUCUUUCGCCGCUAUCGUCAACCCAUCCAAGGGCGACUGGCCCGGCCACACCUACACCGAAGACGAUUGGAAUCCAAUCACUCACGAGGAGGCUUUGCAGAACCCCGCGAACGGUUACCGAGCUAGCAAGACAUUUGCAGAGAAGGCGGCGUGGGACUUCCUCGAGAAGGAAAAGCCGAAUUUUGCAAUCUCUACUGUCAACCCCCCGCUCGUGUUUGGCCCCAUUGUGCAUGCUCUAGACAGCCUGGAAAACCUAAACACUUCGAACCAGCGCAUCAUGUGGGCGGCACAAGGCAAAUGGAAGGAUGAGCUUGCUCCUACUGGCACAUAUCUAUGGGUCGACGUGCGCAAUGUGGCCGAGGCCCACGUGGCCGCGUUCGAGAAACCCGAAGCGGCCAACAAGCGUUUCUUCGUGGUUGCGGGACACUUUAGCAACAGAGAACUCGCCGAUACCAUUGGCAAAAACUUCGCCGAGUACAAAGACAAGCUACCUACCAAGUCGGCUCCAGGUGGAGAUUACCCCGAGGGAGGACGCGAAAAGGGCGUGUACGAAAUUGACAACAACCGAUCGAUUUCAGUACUGGGGCUCAAGUACAAGACCUUCGAGGAGUCCAUAGUCGAUUCGGUGAAGUCGUUCCAGCCCAAGGGUCUAUAA